AUGACCAGAGCCGGAUUCUCCAGGCUGCCUCUGCCAGAUAUACCUCUCGAUCAACCGCGUGAAACAGACGCGUCAAUUUCGCCUAGGAGCAAUGACCCGGUCAGUCUAGGAAUGGGUGGACGGGUUGGUGUCGCAGAUACGAUGUCUGGGAUUGUUGAAUCGAAUGAAUCUGAGGGAGUAUCCAGCUAUUUGGGUGAUUCUGGUUACAUUACCAUGUUUGUCCGAGGAGACACAAGUCGUUCUUCAGAGAGCAGCGUUCCGGGCAAGCUGAAAGAAUUGGCGAGGUCGUUACCGAUAGCCGUUCGCGAUCAUCACUUGCAGGUAUUUGAUGAGUAUUGCUUUACUUUCUGCCCCAUUCUUGAUAGGAAUAUUCUGGAAGAUCAUGCAUUCGGCCAAUCACUGCUGCUUGAAAAGGCAUUAACCCUGGUAAGCCGCAGAAUCCAGCCGUCGCUGCUUGAUGGUGAUGAUGCAGCCAUCCUUUAUAAUCAAAGUAAGGACUUGUUUUACAAAUUCUCAGAACCAAGCCCAACUGCUUCACUCAUCUCGAUCAUGCUUUUCUACUGGUGGAGUACAUGUUCUCCAAGCAUGUUGAGUACAAAUGGAACCUGGUACUGGACCGGAAUUGCCAUUCGACAGGCGCAAGAAAUGGGCUUACACCGAUUGCCGAGAACACAUCACUGUCUUUCCCGUGGAGAUACCCCGGCUCUCCGCCGACGAAUAUGGUGGACCUUACCCUGCACUAUCAAUAUCAAGGAUUGCAAUGUCCAAAAGCCUAAGGUCACCGAUUGGCCUGACUCGAAGCGUCGAGAAGCCGAUAUCUUCAUCCAAUGGGUCAAGCUUUGUGAGAUAGUUGGCCAUGUGGCGAAGCAUCUCAGACGCCAUCCUGAAGCUAAGGGCAAGGCCCGGGAUCUUUUAGAUGACUUGAGGGUCUGGAUUGCAAACCUACCCGAAGAUCUCCGGCUGCCAUAUUUUGAAGGCUCUCCCUCCAAUUUCGAUCGAGACAUCUGCCAAUUACAUCUCCCAUACCUAUGUUGUCUCAUCUUGCUCGACCUAAGAAAGUCAUCACAACAGGACUUGGGAGUUGACAUUGUGGCAAUUCUUGCCUCUUCUUGUGUUUCCAGGAUCUUUGAGGACUUAUUGAUUCGAGGAUCUUUGCGCUUUUUACAGGGUAUGGCUGGCUGGUACAUCACUAUCUCUUUACUUGCCUUGAUUCGAGCAAAGGAAAUUCCUAUCUUCGCGAUUACCACACACGAGCCUAUCAGAGUGCUUCGCGUGGCAUUGAAGGACAUGGCUGGGCGCUGGCCAUCGGCGAAAAUGUUUCACCAUGGUAUUGAGCACCUAAUGAGCUCUCCGUGUGGGGAUAGACCCGAUGAUAGAACAAGACAGACGGAAGAACAAGAUACACAGGAGCUGCGCCAAUUGGAAAAGCUAGACAGCUUUCGUUAUCAAAGUCAGAGUCAGUUGGACCCAAAUACACUGACCGCGGAGGCUGUGCAAAAUUCCCUCGACUUUUUUCCAGGUGCAAAUCCCGAAACUACACCCUUUUUUAAAGAAAUGCUCUCUUUGACCGAUCCCGUGGGUCUUCCACUCACUUCCGAUGAAUUCAAUCAAGCGCUGUUGGAUUUAUUUGAGAACUCCUUUGACGGCAUACCCAUCGACUUCCGAUGA
This is a messenger RNA of Penicillium lagena, 1668 nucleotides long. Its product is annotated as fungal specific transcription factor domain-containing protein. The record is from RefSeq and is a predicted model, not a curated record. Bases 1 to 1668 code for a protein of 555 amino acids. Gene Ontology annotation, molecular function: DNA binding; zinc ion binding. The transcript is spliced from 2 exons. Gene Ontology annotation, biological process: DNA-templated transcription. Lineage: Eukaryota; Fungi; Ascomycota; Eurotiomycetes; Eurotiales; Aspergillaceae.